Bipolaris oryzae ATCC 44560 is the source of this 714-nucleotide messenger RNA. RefSeq lists its product as uncharacterized. The transcript is spliced from 3 exons. The record is from RefSeq and is a predicted model, not a curated record. Lineage: Eukaryota; Fungi; Ascomycota; Dothideomycetes; Pleosporales; Pleosporaceae. Bases 1 to 714 code for a protein of 237 amino acids. Gene Ontology annotation, molecular function: protein binding.
AUGUGCACUCAUGCUACCGACAAUCAACUUCUCCCGGCCAUCUCUAAGAUACGAGAUCAUGGCGAAUUCGUUGACCUCGUGCUCAGCCAUAACGCUGGAAGCUUCCACGUCCACCGUAUCAUUGUCUGUCCUCAAUCGAAGGUGUUCUAUAAGGCAUGCACUGGUGGGUUUAAGGAGGAGUUUACAGGCACCAUUCAGAUGGAUCAUGUGCACCACGUAGAACUAAAGAAAUUGGUCGACUUUCUCUACAGCUCUGAGUAUGAUGACUCCCUGCUAGAGGAAGCUGACAUAUCCCUACUCCAACUCCAUGCCAGGAUGUUUGCACUUGCAGAUCAGUACGACAUUCCAGGCUUAAUCCAUUUAGCUGCAGAAAAGUACUAUUCUAGGUGCACCACAUCAUGGGAACCUCUGGAGCUGCUAGUUUCACUCCAAGAUGUCUAUGAAACCACAACUGUCAGUACUAAACAGCUGCGAAACAUAGCCUGCCUAGCCAUCCGGAAGCAUUUGCCAGAAAUGCUUGAUAACAAGGAGGUCGCAGAAAUGUAUAAUAAGGUCCUCUCUGAAAUUCCCGACUUCACAAAGGAUCUAUUGAGAUGCUAUACUACUAUUCCUUUUCUUGGACAUUGCCUAUCAUGUCAUUCGCAUCAAAGAAUGGAAGUUUUGCAAGCAAGGUGCAUGAAAUGUAAGAAAGGUAAUUCAGGUUACUGUUGGUAA